CUGCCAUAACCAAGCUCACCCCCCAAUAAGCAUCUCCAUAGGGAGAAACACAGACAGUGAGAGAGAGAGAGAGAAGAGAGAGAUGGCCCCAAACCUUCCUUCGUAUAACUAUGCAGAUGAAGACUACAUAGACAUGGAAGUGAGCCCUUCAGCCAACUUCUUAUGUUACUCCAUUAACUCUCCUCCACAAUCUCGAGAGUUUGAGUUUCAAAUGUCUUCAAUCUCUCAUGGGAGAGAAUUCAUUUCCCCUGCUGAUGAACUCUUCUACAAGGGAAAACUCCUUCCUCUUCACCUCCCACCUCGCUUGCAAAUGGUGCAGAAACUCCUUCACAACUCCAACGCUGCAGCAUUUGAGGACAAAGAGGAAGCUUUUGACGAGGAGUUCUUCACCAUUCCAUUUAUGGCCAGCACUAUCAAGCCCCCCGCUAAUACCAGCACCCCACUGGAAUCAUGCAUCUCACCAUCAGAGUCUCGCAGGGUCAGUAAUGAGCUCAACCCAGAUGCGUACUUCUUUGAAUGGUCAUCUGACGUGAGCGGCUCCGUCCAUGAACUACCGAAGAAGUCUUGGUUGAUGAAAUUCAAGCAGUCCUCACUGGGUCAAAAGUUUAACGCUUCCCGAACUUACCUCAAGUCGCUGUUUAGCAAGUCUGGUUGUUCAGAUGAGUCUUGUGCCAAGGCAGCCUGCAAUGAGCAAGCGUGCAAUGUUUCUAAAGGCAAGCAGUGUCUAAGUAAGUACAUGAAGAUAGCGAAGAAAACCCCAUUUGAACAGAUUGAAAAUGAGCGAUACCAAAUGUCACCUACUGUCAUGAAGAGCAUUGACAAAGAGAUGGUUGAUGAUGGUGUUAAUAGCCAUAGAAGGUCAUUCUCAGGGGCGAUUGGACGCCAUUCUCCAACCAAGUGCUCGUCAUCAUCAUUUUCUUCAUCCGGUUCUUCUUCUUGCUCCUCCUUUUCCUUUAAUUCAAAUGGGUUUUGUGACUUACAGCUGCUCAAGAGGUGCAGCAGCGCCAACGCAGAGAUUGAGAUUUCAAUUGAGGGAGCAAUUGCUUACUGUAAACAGUCCCAGCAGUUGUUUAGUUCAAGAGAAACUGUAGCUGAAGUUGGGUUCUAUUCACUAUCUGGUUCAAGGUUUGCAGUUUGUGAAGAUCAAGAAAGACCAGCACUUUGUAGCAUAUGAACAAAUGUGAGAGAUUACUAAGAUGGUUUCCCAUUUCCUUCUAAUUGGGUGUGAUUUUAAUCUAGUGUGAUGUUCUGCCAUUUUACAUAGUGUCCAUGCCCUGUGAGACCAGACCAAUUCAUGAAAGUUCAAAGAGUUUCUGUGUUCAAUAUAAAUGGAAAUAGAAUUUUUUUUU
This is a messenger RNA of Vitis riparia (riverbank grape), 1349 nucleotides long. Its product is annotated as probable membrane-associated kinase regulator 4. Gene Ontology annotation, molecular function: kinase inhibitor activity. NCBI's taxonomy places the organism in Eukaryota, Viridiplantae, Streptophyta, Magnoliopsida, Vitales, Vitaceae. The record is from RefSeq and is a predicted model, not a curated record. The transcript has a single exon. The coding region runs from base 83 to 1174 and encodes 363 amino acids. Gene Ontology annotation, cellular component: plasma membrane.